CUGACACCCUGAUCUUUCUACAAUCCCCUGCCUCCCAAUAAAUUGACUCCCUCUUGAGUGGGUUCUUUCUUCUUGUUGCAGCUGAGGGACAAGAGGAAUAGUUAGUUCAGUGGUGUUGGAGCCAGGAGCAGUGUGUUAGAGGAGGGAAAACAUGCCAGCGGCAUUGAGGACAGGAGGAGCGUGGCGGUUGUGCUGGAGAUAGAAGAAACCUACCAGGGAUAUUGGGGACAAGAGAAGAAACAUGGCUGGGGUGUUGGGACAGGAGGGGGAAAUGUGCCGGGAGUAUUGAGAUGCAACAGGGAACAGGGCAGGGUGGGCCAAGGAACGUGCCAGGGGCCUCAGCCGGGAAAAAAGGAGGGUGGGCCGCAAGGGUUUGCCCGAAGCCCCGCCCCAUCUAGUCCUUUCGCCUCCACCCUGAAGACCUUCGGCUUUCCGUAGCGGGAGCUGGGAAGCGCCAUUUCCCAUCCCGAGUGGCUGUACCCCCACCAGGUACAGCCCUCUUAGAGAGCAGUUUAGUGGACUCCCGGACUGGCGCACGGCACGAGACCCGGUCACUCCGACCGCACUCGUCCCCAAGGCAGAGCCACCCGAACGGACGAACCUGGCCCCUAGUCUACCCCUAAUCCCUGCUCAGUAUGCGCUCUCCUCCCGGCCCGGAAUGUCUCUGCCCCGGAGUGUCACCACGCAGGCGCAUUGGGUGCCCUCCCGGGAACUUCCCCUCUUCCCCCCACCCCAUUUGCCCCUGGGCUUCACUGCAGAGCUGGCUCAGGUGCCCAGGAUGGUGGGAGGACAUAGAAGCCGAGAUUUGCUGGUGCCUCUGGGCCCACGACUGCAGGCAUACCCUGAGGAACUGCUCCGGCAGCGCCAGGGUCACGAUGGGCAUCCAGAGUACUUGAUCCGGUGGACUGUCCUUCAGCGUGGGAAGGAGGGUGCAGUGGGCAGUGGCAGCUCCCUCGAGGGCAAGGCAGAGCAUAUCCUCAUGUGGCUUUCAGCCCCUGAGGUCUAUGCCAACUGCCCCAAGCUACUUGGUGAACGAGCAGCAGCCAAGGGGCCACAGCAUGAACCAGUGGGGAGUGUGGGCGCUUUUCCCCGGGACGCCGGGGGUCUGGACGAAGCCUCGCUGGGAGAGAUGGCCGCAGAUGUCCGAGGACUGGUUCGACGAGCUGCCAGGCAGCUGGAUGGGGGUGGGGGCUCCAGUCCUGCAGCCUCUGUGCUGCACACCAUCCACGUACUCAGCGCCUAUGCCAGCAUCGGGCCCCUUGCUGGUGUCUUCAGGGAGACAGGAGCCUUGGACCUGCUCAUGCACAUGCUGGGCAACCCUGAGUCCCAGAUUCGCAGGAGUGCUGGAAAGAUGCUGCAGGCCUUGGCGGCCCAUGAUGCUGGGAGCAGGGUCCAUGUGCUCCUAUCACUGAGCCAGCAGGAUGGCAUCGAGCAGCACAUGGACUUUGAUAGCCGCUCCACUCUGUUGGAGCUGUUUGCUGAGACCACUUCCUCUGAAGAGCACUGCAUGGCCUUUGAAGGGAUCCACCUGCCCCAGAUCCCUGGAAAGCUGCUCUUCUCCUUAGUGAAGCGUUACUUGUGUGUCACAUCACUCCUGGACCAGCUAAGUAGCAGCGUGGAGCCAGGGUCUGGGGAGUGGGGGAAUCGGUCCUCCCCUAACAAGUCCUCCAGUGUGGAGAAGAGCCGUGGACAGAGGGAACUGGAGUUUAGCAUGGCCAUGGGCAACCUGAUUUCAGAAUUGGUUCGGGGCAUGGGAUGGGACCGGGGCCCAGGGAGGCAACCUGCAUCUCCCCCUCGGCCUGCCCGCUCUAUCUUUCAGCCCCGAUCAUCUGUGCCGAGCACUAUCCUCCCAACCCUGCUCACCCCGACCUCCCCCAAGAGGCCAAGCCGGGCCUUCAGACCACGCUCUGAGUUCUCCAGCCUCAGUGGCUAUGCUGACUACGUUCAGGAGACAUUGCAGCCAGGGAUGCGGGUUCGAAUGCUGGAAGAUUAUGAGGAGAUCAGUGCUGGGGACCAAGGCGAAUUCCGGCAGAGCAACAAUGGAAUGCCCCCUGUGCAGGUCCUGUGGCAGUCAACAGGCCGAACAUACUGGGUGCAUUGGCACAUGGUGGAGAUCCUGGGUCCUGUAACUGAGGACAAGGUUGCUGCUGAGCCAGAGAAAGGGACAGGGGGCAGCAGGCGCCUGGCCCCAAGGAUAGCACCUCCUUCCUUAAACUGGAAGCCCCUUGGGGGGUUGUAUGCUUUGCCAUACCUUAAACCUGAGGCUCAGAGCAAAACAGAGUCUGGAUGCCUGAGCCAGGCUGAAUGGUGGGAGCUGCUUUUCUUCAUCAAGAAGCUGGAUGGGCCUGAACAACAGGAGUUUCUCCGUCUCCUACAGGAGAACCCAGAUGGGGAGCCUGUGGAGGAGGAGGCCCUCGGUGAGCUCAGAGUACCUAUGGAGUUGGCAGAGAAGCUGGUCCUGGCACUCAGUAGGCAGGUUCAAGGCAGCACCCACAGUGACUUGCUUAGUUCUCUUGUCUACAACAAAUUCAGGCCACAGCCCAAUGCAAAAAAUUCUGCCAACCCACCCCCUCCAGAACCUCCUCAGGACACCUGCAGCCCUGAGGUCACAUUUCCAGGCACCAAGUCAGAGGGGGAGGGGGAGGGGGAGACUACGGCACUGGGGGUGGAAGAGACGUCAACAGCACCUGAAGCUGAGCUGCUGUUUCGGAGCCUGGUGGGGGCUGCAGAGCCCUCUGGACGGCUGCUCCUGGAGCUGGAGCUAAGCAUAUGCCAGGAGGGCAUUGGGGAGGGUCAAGUGAGCCAGCUCCUGGGGCAGCUCCAGUACCAGCCCCAAGCCUUCCUGCUGCUGCUACAGAGCCUGGAGACCCCCGAGAACAAGGCCCUUCAAAUGACUGGGCUGAGAAUACUGAGCUGCCUCCUGGAGGUCUCUGUGGACUCUACUCUCCCUUGGCACAAAGCAGCCUCUUCCUGUUUGGCCAGCCUGAGAACAUCCAGCAAAGACCAUGAGGUGGUCCAGGAGCUAAUCCGCUUCCUGCAUCGCCUGGCCACAUUACACAAGGACUGCGCGGUGGUUCUGUGCCGCCUGGGAGCUCGAGAGGCCCUCACCAAGGCCCUGGACAAGCACAAGGAACAGCUGCUCCUGGGCUCUGAGCUCCGGGACCUACUAGGCGGGUACGAGAAGCACGCUCAGCUCUACAGCAACCUCACCAAAAGCAUCUUGGCUGGCUGCAUCCAGAUGGUGCUUGGCCAGAUUGAAGAGCACAGACGAACCCACCGGCCCAUUAACAUCCCUUUCUUUGACGUCUUCCUCAGGCAUCUCUGCCAGGGCUCUGGUGUUGAUUUGGAGGACAAGUGUUGGGAGAAGGUGGAGGUGUCAUCCAACCCUCACGGGGCCAGCAAGCUGACUGAUCGAAACCCCAGGACCUACUGGGAAUCCAGUGGCAGCACUGGCUCUCACUACAUCACCCUGCACAUGCACCGGGGGGUCCUCGUCAGGCAGCUGACUCUGCUGGUGGCUAAGGAAGACUCAAGCUACAUGCCUGCCCGUGUGGUGGUGCUAGGGGGAGACUGUGCCAACUCUAUCAGUACGAAGCUCAGCACUGUAAAUGUCAUGCCUUCUGACAGUCGAGUGCUUCUCCUGGAGAACAUGACCCGCUUCUGGCCCAUCCUGCAGAUCCAUAUCAAGCGCUGCCAACAGGGUGGCAUUGACACCCGUGUGCGAGGGGUGGAGGUUCUAGGCCCCAAACCCACCUUCUGGCCACUGUUCCGGGAGCAGCUGUGUCGCCGCACGCACCUUUUCUACACUGUUCGAGCCCAAGCAUGGAGUCAGGACAUUGCUCAGGACCGGAAGCGCCUGCUGCAGCUCUGCCCUAGACUGAACGGGGCUUUGCGCCAUGAGCAGAGUUUUGCAGAUCGAUUCCUCCCUGAUGAUGAGGCUGCCCAGGCACUGGGAAGGACCUGCUGGGAGGCCUUGGUCAGCCCCUUGGUGCAGAGCAUCACGGCCCCUGAUGGCAGUGGGGUGAGCCCCCUGACCUGGCUGCUGGGCCAGUACCUGGAGCACAGAGAGAAGGCCCAUUGCCCACAAGGCCGAGCAGAUUCUUUUACCUCCCGGGUCCGUCGCCUCAGCCACCUGCUGGUGCAUGUGGAGCCUCCCUCGGGGCUCCAGUCCGAGUUACUCACCUGGCCCAAUGGCAAAAAUAGCAGGAGUCGGGAACUGAACUCAGGGGUUGGCCUGGGCCCUCCUGGUGGCAGCCUGAGGGGGAUCACCCAGUGCUGGAGGGGUGUGGUGCAAGAGCAGGUGAGCAGGUUUCUGACUGCAGCCUGGCAGGCCCCGGACCUCGUGCCCAGAUACUGUGCCAUCUAUGAGCGGCUCCAGAGUGCUGGGGCAGAGCUCUUUGGGCCCCGGGCAGCCUUCACGCUGGCCCUGCGCCAGGGCUUCUCUGGAGCUCUGCUGCAGCUCUCCUUUCUCACUGCUGCCCACGUGAGUGAGCAGUUUGCCCGGCACAUUGACCAGCAGAUCCAGAGGAGCCGGGUAGGUGGGCCCCAGGGGGAAGAGAUGCUGGGCCAGCUGCAGCGGAGCCUGGAGCCCAUGAUGGUCCUCUCUGGCCUAGAGCUCGCCACCACCUUUGAGCACUUUUACCAGUACUAUCUGGCAGACCGCCUCCUGAGCCUGGGCCCGAGCUGGCUGGAACGGGCCGUGCUGGAGCAGAUUGGGCUCUGCUUCCCCAACCGACUGCCCCAGCAGAUGCUGAGCAGCCUGAGCACGUCCGAGGAGCUGCAGCACCAGUUCCACCUCUUCCAGCUUGAGCAGAUUGACCAGCAGCUCCUGGAACAGGAAGAGGAUGAGGAGCAAGGGCUGGAGGUCCACCUCCAGGAGGAGCCAGUGGAAGAGCUGUUGCCUGAGGAGCCCGCUCCUGAAGUGUCUGUGCUGGUCCUGUCUCCACGCUGCUGGCCCGUGUCCCCCCUCUGCUAUCUCCAUGAGCCCAACAAGUACCUCCCUCCGGCUCUCAGUUCCAGCCUCAGUCGGUUUUCCAACUUCUACAGUCGGAGUCAGAAUCGGCCAGUCUUGGGGCCACAGCGCCUACUGCAGUGGUCCUGGUUGGGCCGGGCUGAACUGUUGUUUGGAGCUCAGAUUCUGCAUGUCUCCACUUUGCAGAUGUGGCUUCUUCUGCAUUUCAAUCGAGUGGAGGAGGUGGCCUUGGAGACUCUGCUGCAGACCUCAGACCUCUCCUCAGAGCUUUUGAUGCAAGCACUUAAGCCCCUCACUUCAGGUCUUGGCCCCCUGACCCUCCAGGAAGGCCAGGGUCUCCCACCUGGGGGUGUGCUGCGGCUUCGGGAGGUCGAGAAGGAGCCUGGGGGGGAGGCCCUGUGGCUGCUCCCCCCCCAGACCUACCUGAGUGUGGAGGAGGAUGAGUGCCGAACCCUGGAGAGGAAGAGGAACCUCCUGAGCUGCCUCCUUGUCCGAAUCCUCAAAGGCCAUGGGGACAAGGGCCUGCACAUUGAUCAGCUUGUCUGUCUGGUGCUGGAGGCCUGGCAGAAGGGUCAGUCUUCACCCAGGGACCUGGGCAGCAGGAUGAGUGAAGAGGAUGGCUGUAGUGGGGCCGAUGUCCUCUCCUGCAUCCUCCAUCUCCUGGGCCAGGGCUAUGUUCGAAGGCAGGAGGACCGACCCCAGGUCUUGGCAUAUGCAGCCCCAGAGCCUGAGGGGCCUCCCCUUACACCUCCCAACUUGGUGCCCUUGGGACCUGCCCCUCCCUCCACCUUCCACACCCUGGAGAUCCGGACCCGAACAACCCCCAGCUCCUCCCCUCCUACUCGGACUUUUUCCACCUUCCGAUAGCCCUGGCUGCUAGGUGAUUUCUAGGACUCUGCUCGUAGUGUACGCUGGAGGGGGCGGCUCAGAAGGGAGGAUAGUAGUUGUCAUCAUGAAGCGGAAAGAGUAGGAGGAAUGAGGCAGCCUGGGGUGCAACGAAACCUACUUAGUGUCACAGGCACAGGUGAGGAGGGGUGGCGGUUAGGGAAGAGUCUCCAGGCAAUUUAGAUGCCCUACAACUUCUAGGCACACUGAGAGGUACUGGAAAGAGGGCUGGACUGGGAGUCAGGAGAUACCUGAGUUGGAAUUCCAGUUUAGACACUUAAUAGUUGUGUGACCUUGGGCAAGUCACUCCAUUAUAUCCCUUGGCCUCAGUUUUCUCAACUGUAAAGAGAUAAUAGAUGCACUACCUACCUCACAGGGGUGUUGUGAGCAAAGUGCGUUAUGCCUUAAAGCCCAAUAGAAGGGGGAGUUGCUAUUGUUCUAGAGAGUAGAGCAUGAUGCACCUAAGGGCUCCCAGAUCCGGACCGAGAGAGCUAGCAGGGAUGGCGCUCUGAGACGCUCCGUAAACUCCCACCUUGGCGUUGGGGAGAGCCCCGGCCAGCCAGGGCCCUUCCCCCCACUCCCUCGGGCCGGUCACACAAACCCUGCCCACCCCGGCCUCGCCCCGCCCCUCUCCGCCCCCACUCGGGGGCGCGCGUCGGGGCCUGGUCAGGCUCAGGCCCGCCCUACGCCUCUUCGGCUCCGCUCAGCUGAGUGGCCUCAGCUCUGGUCCCGCCCGUACUGCAGCCCAGGGCGGCUCGCCCAGGCCCGGGAUAAGCCCACGCCGGGGCGGGGCCGCGGGAUAGGGUUCUGAGCUAGUGGGGGAAAGGAGUUGGAAAAGGGGGACACCCGGGCCCUCUGUCCAGCGCGAAGCGCCCAGCACAAGCCGUGGGCUGCCCAGAGAGGUGACUGGGAGAGGGGCGAGCGGGGGACCGAUGACAUCCCCUAGGGAGAAGAGAGUGGGUAUACCUGGGCCCGGGGUGGAGGAGGGAGACUUUGGCACAGGCAGGUGGUAGGGGAAGGACAC
Dromiciops gliroides (monito del monte) is the source of this 6881-nucleotide messenger RNA. Its product is annotated as 39S ribosomal protein L2, mitochondrial-like. The transcript has 26 exons. The record is from RefSeq and is a predicted model, not a curated record. Gene Ontology annotation, molecular function: structural constituent of ribosome; RNA binding; ubiquitin protein ligase binding. Lineage: Eukaryota; Metazoa; Chordata; Mammalia; Microbiotheria; Microbiotheriidae. Gene Ontology annotation, cellular component: ribosome; cullin-RING ubiquitin ligase complex. The coding region runs from base 659 to 5839 and encodes 1726 amino acids. Gene Ontology annotation, biological process: cytoplasmic translation; ubiquitin-dependent protein catabolic process.